AUACUAAAUGUCGAGACCCAUCCACCGUCGUCCGUUUACCUUGACCUGGCUCUCUCUUCUUUUGAUAUUCAAGUUUGUAACUGUGCCUCUCGUCUCUACCGUCUCUUUUACGUUCAUCCUUGUUCGACCAUCGGGAUAUUGCCAUUUGUUCAGGAUUUUCCUUCAUCCUACCAUUCUCAUUAUCAUCCGUCUGAUAUCAAGCAUCUCUGCUGAAUUGUCCAGCCCUACUCGACUUUUUUCCGCACCUACUGCACCUCACGCCGCAGUAUUCAAUUUUUCGCGCGUUUCUAUACGUCCUCGAAAAAUAGCCAAGCUAUUGCAUCACCCCUGCUCCUAACGAGCUCCAAUCCUUUUCUUUCGAGUGGGACAUCACGCUUGGAAGCCUGACGUACCUAGAGCAACGAAGAGCAACGCGACUUGUCUAGCCGCGUACGGUCAUCGCUCCAUCUAUCACGACUCACAACAUUCCUUUCACGGUGUUUUCACCAGGCUUGACCCAAAGCACUACCCCCUUGUAAAUAUUACACCGAUCAACAACUAGAUAGCCAAGAUGCCUCCAGUAAGUGCUCAGACGCGACCGAGAGGCUUGGGUUCCUCCCCUGAUCAGCCAUUCUAACUUGAGUAGCAGGCUCGGGCCACUCGUACGCGCCUCGCCGGCAACGAGAACGACGAGAACAGCAGCACGACGCGUCUUACAAGAGCCCAAGCUGCCGCUCUCAAGGUUGAUGAGCUAUCAAUGCCUGCUAAGGCUGCCCUGCAAACAAAGAAGUCCACAGUCAACGGUACCGCCGCCAGUAACACGCGGAAACGCGCUGCAUUGGGCGAUGUCAGUAAUGUAGGAAAGGUCGAUGGUGUUGCUGGAAAGAAGGCCAAGGGACUGGUCUCCAAGGCUGCUCAGCCCACCGGUAUUGAGAAGAAGACCGCGCGUCCUACCACAAGAACUGCUCUCGGCUCGAAGCCUACCAACUCCAAGACUCAGUCCGGUUCCGGUACCAUAAACAAGCGAAAGGUUGCAACAGAUACCGCCAACACCAAGAUAAAAGCUCCCGUCAACGAAAAUGAGCAUCCUUCCAAAAAGCAGCAUCUUAUUCCUGAGGAGCGUGAACGAUCAGAGACACCAGUCGAGGUUGAAGUCGAGAAGCCUGAGGUCUCUCUGGACAAGGCUGAGGUACAAGAUGCACCUUUCGAGUACCCUCCUGGCGUCAAGGACUUGGACAGCGAGGAUCUAGAAGAUCCUCUUAUGGUUGCCGAGUAUGCCAAUGAGAUCUUUGAGUACUUGCGCGAUCUUGAGUGCAAGUCGAUUCCCAAUCCUCAAUAUAUGUCUCAUCAGGACGAGCUCGAAUGGAAGACGCGUGGUAUCUUGGUCGACUGGCUCGUUGAGGUCCAUACCCGUUUCCAUCUACUCCCCGAAACCCUCUUCCUCGCCGUCAAUCUCAUUGAUCGCUUCCUAUCCGAAAAGGUUGUCCAGCUUGACCGUCUCCAGCUUGUGGGAAUCACUGCCAUGUUUAUCGCUUCUAAGUACGAAGAGGUCCUCUCUCCUCACGUCGAGAACUUCAAGCGCAUUGCCGACGAUGGCUUUACUGAGGCCGAGAUUCUGAGUGCUGAGCGAUUUAUUCUGAGCACUCUCAACUAUGAUCUCAGCUACCCCAACCCUAUGAACUUCCUCCGCCGUGUCUCCAAGGCAGACAAUUACGAUAUCCAGUCUCGAACCAUUGGAAAGUACCUUAUGGAGAUUGGCCUGCUGGAUCAUCGAUUCAUGGCCUACCGACCUAGUCACAUUGCCGCCGGUGCCAUGUAUUUAGCACGACUGAUGCUUGACCGUGGCGAAUGGGAUGAGACGCUUUCUUACUACGCUGGUUACACUGAGGACGAGAUCGAGCCUGUCGUUCACCUCAUGGUUGACUACCUCGCUCGCCCUGUCACUCAUGAAGCAUUUUUCAAGAAGUAUGCUAGCAAGAAGUUCUUGAAGGGUAUGUAUCUCUCCUAGCGCGCCAUGAAUAGCCAGCUGACAAAUGACAAAGCUUCGAUCCUUGCCCGCCAAUGGGCAAAGAAAAAUGCUGUUCUAUUUGGCAUCACCGACGUUCAUCUGAGCCUUGAUGAGCUAUCAUAGGCACUUUCAAGCCACCACUUUUUAUGGCACAUGUUAUUCGAUAUUCUGAAGAACAGGAUACUCGGCUAGCGGUUGGAUUCAGCUACACCGCCGCCUCACGACGUUAAUAGAUCACCGACGCCCUUUGAUAAACCUUCUGGGCCAUCAUGAUACCACACAUUCCACUGUCGAUACUCGAGCGAGUAUGCUAUGAAAAGCACUUGCCGUAUUGGUCUGGAUUCAUAUUCUCACUGUCUGAUAUUACGGACAGCAUCUGCAAUUUUUUGUUUGCGAUUGUCUGGUUUUUGCACAUUUCCCAAAGCAUGCUUUUCGUCUUCAUACAUGGCGCAUGGAGUCACUGGCGAAGGAAGUUAGGGGCUUGGUUCGGCUGGUUGGAGUUGGCUGUGCAGACGGCCUAUUCACGGGGCACUGGACGGGGAGUAAUGGAACCUGUACGACACGGGCCAUGGGGUAGCGGGUGCAAGCUGAGCUUGACAUCUGGCGGUCUGGCGAUGUUUCUCAAUGACUGGAGUAAGAGAACUCGAUACGGCUCUUGUGCAUCUCGGCUACCGUCGUGAAAAGGGCUUGUGAUAGAAAAUUGUACAUAUACCAUGACCGGAUUACGGAAAGAGCCCAGGGAGGCAGGAAUGAAGUUUUACAUUUCACGAAUACUUGGACCACUGUGGAUGAUUGUGGGCAGGGCCUUGGAUGGUUACAGUGGGUAAAUUCGCGUGCUAUCGGCUGCCUGCCUAGGUACGGACGGAUAGAGCUGGAUGUUUACGCAGAACAUGAUUAAUGUCGAAACGGUUGCCGUUGGAGACGGCAUCCAUAAACAUGGUUUUUAAUGCACUAGCCUGG
Fusarium odoratissimum NRRL 54006 is the source of this 2947-nucleotide messenger RNA. RefSeq names its product cyclin B. NCBI's taxonomy places the organism in Eukaryota, Fungi, Ascomycota, Sordariomycetes, Hypocreales, Nectriaceae. The coding region runs from base 737 to 1987 and encodes 416 amino acids. The record is from RefSeq and is a predicted model, not a curated record. Gene Ontology annotation, molecular function: cyclin-dependent protein serine/threonine kinase regulator activity. Gene Ontology annotation, biological process: G2/M transition of mitotic cell cycle; regulation of cyclin-dependent protein serine/threonine kinase activity. Gene Ontology annotation, cellular component: nucleus; centrosome; cyclin-dependent protein kinase holoenzyme complex. The transcript has 4 exons.